Nyctereutes procyonoides (raccoon dog) is the source of this 2511-nucleotide messenger RNA. It is a transcript of the gene ZKSCAN4, whose product is annotated as zinc finger with KRAB and SCAN domains 4. The coding region runs from base 393 to 2042 and encodes 549 amino acids. Lineage: Eukaryota; Metazoa; Chordata; Mammalia; Carnivora; Canidae. Gene Ontology annotation, biological process: regulation of transcription by RNA polymerase II. The record is from RefSeq and is a predicted model, not a curated record. Gene Ontology annotation, molecular function: RNA polymerase II cis-regulatory region sequence-specific DNA binding; DNA-binding transcription factor activity, RNA polymerase II-specific. The transcript is spliced from 5 exons.
CGGCCAACUCCUCGGCCCAGCUUACAUCAGAGCCGGGGGGUCGGAAGGUGAGGUCUUAUUUCCUGUGCAUGCCAGCCGCCCCUUAGUCCCUCUUGCCCCGGGUGCGCCCUAGUCCUGCGACGGGCCUGACAGCGGAAGGGUUAACUCGGCGCUGCCGCCGAGAGUCGCGUCCUAGAGAGCCUUGGAAGGCGAGAGUCCCCGGCUUCCGGUCCCCGGCUUCCGGUCCCCGGCUUCCGGUCCCCGGCUUCGGCGCGCGCCUGGGGAGGGGACGGCUACCGGUUGAAGUCAGAGGCUGGGACACCGGCUGCGCGCCUGGGUGCGGAUCGGGUCGCGUGCGGAGGACGCAGGGGACGCCGGGGUGCGGCGGCCGGGAAGGGGGGCGAGGCCCGGGGAUGGCCAGAGAGUCGAAGUGCAGCGCCGCCUUGGACGCCCACACUGCAGAGGAGCGGCCAGGGCUCCUGACCGGCGUUCGGACGGUGAAGGUGGAGGAGGAGGACGGCUCGUACCCGGCCGCCGCGGCGGGCGCGCCCUGCAGCCCUGCCCCCGGCACCGAACGCUCCCGCCGGCGCUUCCGGAGCUUCCGCUACCCCGAAGCCGAGGGGCCCCGCGAGGCCCUCACCCGGCUCCGGGAGCUGUGCCGACGCUGGCUGCGCCCCGAGACCCACAGCAAGGAGCAGAUCCUGGAGCUGCUGGUGCUGGAGCAGUUCCUGACCAUCCUGCCCGAGGAGCUCCAGGCCUGGGUGCGGGAGCAGCACCCCGAGAGCGGGGACGAGGUGGUGGUGCUCCUGGAGUAUCUGCAGAGGCAGCUGGACGAGCGGGGGCCGCAGAUCCCAGGUGGUGUUGAGGGGCAACUACUCUGUUGUAAGGUGGCAGCGUUGACACCAGCUCAGAGGCCACGGAAUACCCAGUUGCAGCCAAUGAAGGCUUUGCUCAAGCAUGAAUCUCUGGGAUCCCAGGCCUCACCAGACAGAGUUCUCCAGGUUCCUGGGCUUGGCCCAGGAGGGCGUUGCAGAGGAGACACAGUGGUGGCUGCCAGGCUGCCCCCAGAGCCCCAGGGCUUGCUGAAAACUGAAGAUAUGGCCCUGGCUUUCUCCUCUGUGUGGACACAGCUGGAUUCAUCUCGAAGCAGCUUCCACAGAGAUGAGAGGCAGGAGAACUGUGGCGGCCCGACUCCCCUGGGUGGGGACACACAGGCUGAGAUCACGGACCUGCCCCUAGGGGAGGAACAUCCAGGACAAGAGCCUGGGGAAAUACCCUGCCACCUGGGUGAAGAAGUCUCCCGCAUUCCUGCCUGUGCAGAAGCUGGUGAACAGGAGGGCCGGUUACCAAGAAAGCAGAAAAAUGCCACAGGAAAUAGGCGGCACUAUUGUCAUGAAUGUGGAAAGAGUUUUGCUCAGAGUUCAGGCCUGACUAAACAUAGGAGAAUCCAUACUGGGGAGAAACCCUACGAAUGUGAAGACUGUGGCAAGACCUUCAUUGGGAGCUCUGCCCUUGUCAUCCAUCAGAGGGUCCACACUGGGGAGAAACCGUAUGAGUGUGAGGAAUGUGGCAAGGUCUUUAGUCACAGCUCAAACCUUAUCAAACACCAGAGAACCCACACUGGGGAAAAGCCCUAUGAGUGUGAGGACUGUGGCAAGACGUUCAGCCAGAGCUGCAGCCUCCUUGAACAUCACAAAAUCCACACGGGGGAGAAGCCAUACCAGUGUAGCCUGUGUGGCAAGGCUUUUAGGCGGAACUCACACCUCCUGAGACACCGGAGGAUCCAUGCUGACAAAAACAUGCAGGAUCCUGAGCGUGGAGAGACCUGGGAGUAUCAGGGGAGAGGGGAAGGCCAGUGGGAAAAUAACGAGGCUCCUGUGUCUUAUAAGUGUACCGAGUGUGAGAGAAGUUUCACUCAGAAUAGAAGCCUUCUCGAACACCACAAAAUCCACACUGGUGAGAAACCCUUUCAGUGUGACACGUGUGGAAAAGGCUUCACACGAACUUCCUACCUUGUUCAACAUCAGAGAAGCCACGUUGGGAAAAAAGUUCCAUCACAGUGACCCACGUCGUACAUGUGAGCUGGUGCUCAUUGCUCAUUGGCCUGAAGCCACUGGGAACCCUUUCUGACCACAGAAACUGGGCUGGGACUUUGUUUACCACUUCCCAUCAUCUUAUGUCAGAAGACAGAGUCUGGCUGAGAUGUAUUGUCUUCUGCAUUCUAGAAGGUGGGUGGGGAGCAGCUUGUUUGAUAGGAGGCUACGGGAGAGUUGUCUGGAACAGGUAGGACCUGAAAUGUUUAUUCUUACCUACUGGACUGAAAUGGGCUUUCAGACUGGCUAACCACCUCCAGCUGGCACCUUAUGAUGUCUCCUGGGCAGAAGGCUCUGUUGGGAGCUGCUGCUCUCACCGUUUUGCUUAUAAAGAAUCCUCCAUCAGUCGGUCAGAUCCAUGACAUCUUCUACUCCCCAUUGUGCCUUGAACACAGGUGCUCAUAAAAAUACAUUAAAUAUACCAGUGAGGUGACCUCCA